UCUUCUUCUUCUUCUUCUUCUUCUUCGUCGUCUCGACCAGAUCUCAGUUUCUUUUCGUUUUGAAAACUAAUCAGCAAUGACUCAAAUUCUCAGAAACGUCUUUACAGUUCCGGUGGAGGGGGUACUUUUAACAUAUGUCUUCCACCGCUCCCUUCAGCAGCUUCCCUGCGGCGAGUUUCGUUCUACCACCACAUCUAAGUCGAUUUCUCCGGAUCCGGUGGAAACCUCUGUCGCCACAUUUAAGGUGUACUGUAGCCUCUGUAGGGUGCGUUCGCAGGUGAUCGUAGCCUCUAUAGGGCGCGUCGCAGGUGAUCGCACCUCCUCAUCAUGCUACGCUGUUGAAAACCGUUAACAGAACAAAAUGUGUUCUAUCUAAUCGCACUCCCUCUUAGACGCAAUGGCGGAGAAAAAACCUUGGGCUCAUUUGGACGAUGCCAUCAACGAUUUCUGGAAAUCUUUUUCUGGAGCUACGGAUGAUACAAAUCUGAGUCUCUUCUCCAAGGAUUACACUGACGAACGCAUUCCUGAGAGUUUCCUGGAAAAAUUCCGUGUCAAAUUGGUAGAGGCAAAGUGGACUCUCAGCGAAGAUCCAGGCUGCAAGAUCCCAAAAGAUCUGAUGGAUGAGGUGUUUCAGGCUACUAAAAAAAAAAUGAUGAGAAAGGUAAGCAAACAGAAUAAGAAGAAACUCGCAGAAGCUGAGAAGAAGGGAGAAAUUGCAGAGAAUGAAGAAAUUGCAGAGAAGGAAGAAGUUGUCUCUACCCUCACAGAAGAAGAAAUGAAGAAGAAUCUGGACUCUAUGUUGCAGAAAAAUGAAGAGCGUGAAAAGACUAAGAUGAUAAAACGUGGAGAGAAAGCUGUUAAGAACAGUGGCAAGACUAUGGAGAAGAAAAUGGCAUCUCAAGAGCUCAGCAUGAAGCACCAACUCAGGGGAUACGAUAAACUGAUUUGGAAGUCUUGGUGGGAUUGAGAUAAUUGAUGAACAUGAAUAUGAACUCUUGGUGGGAUUGAGAUAAUUGAUGAACAUGAAUAUGAACUCUUGGUGGGAUUGAUGCUCUCUGUUGAUAAUUGAUGAACAUGAACAUGAACUCUUGGUGGGAUUGAUAUGCUCCCUGUUGAUAAAUAAUGAACCUGAAGUUUAUUAGUAUGAUUUGUGAUGAUAUUUGAAACAAAGAGUGUUAAAAGGAUUUCUUUGGAUAUUUGAUGUUUCUCGGAUAUCUGUUAUUACUAGCUUUUCAAUUCA
Messenger RNA from Capsella rubella, 1240 nucleotides. RefSeq lists its product as uncharacterized. The transcript is spliced from 4 exons. Bases 398 to 967 code for a protein of 189 amino acids. Lineage: Eukaryota; Viridiplantae; Streptophyta; Magnoliopsida; Brassicales; Brassicaceae. The record is from RefSeq and is a predicted model, not a curated record.